Molecule: messenger RNA, 2687 nt
Organism: Mycetomoellerius zeteki
Lineage: Eukaryota; Metazoa; Arthropoda; Insecta; Hymenoptera; Formicidae
Gene: ena
Product: ENAH actin regulator enabled
Exons: 9
Coding region: 53-2662 (869 amino acids)
Molecular function (GO): SH3 domain binding
Source: RefSeq, a predicted model, not a curated record
CGGUGCUAUAAAAAUGAUAACUUAGCGAGAAGAAGCUCUUCAGUUCGCGAUCAUGUGGGACUCCCGCGAAAAUUCCUUCUCUAAGACUGGUAGGACGAGAUGGUCCUACGAGACUUACUCUUACUCAUCCGCGCGCGAGAAUCAGGCACAGAAUCGAGACAUUCAAGACACAUUCGCCAGGAUGCGCCCUUCCAUAACGGUGCAACAAGAUCCCGCGUCGCAGCAGCGUGUGAAUUCUGUGAAUGUACAACAACGUUCGAACUAUCGCCAGCAACGGUCUUCUUGGCAACAGGAUAAUCGUUCGUGUGAAGUGAGCAUAUCAUCCGCCCGCGCGUCGGUGAUGGUGUACGACGACGUGAACAAGAAAUGGAUACCGAGUGGCAGCUCGUCCGGCCUGUCCAAGGUUCAGCUCUAUCACCAUCAAGUGAACAAUACGUUUCGCGUAGUCGGCAGGAAGCUGCAGGACCACGAAAUUGUCAUCAACUGUGCGAUUCUAAAGGGACUCAAGUACAAUCAAGCCACGGUCACGUUUCAUCAGUGGCGAGAUAACAAGCAAGUCUACGGGCUCAAUUUUUCCAGUAAAGAUGACGCCGAUGCCUUCGCUCGGGCAAUGCUCCAGGCACUCGAUGUGCUGAGUAAUGGUAGCAACAUAUCAAGGAGUCUUGCUCCGACAACCAACACGACUACUCAACAGCAAACCGCCUAUCAACAGCAGCAGCAGCAGCAGCAGCAGCAACAGCAGCAACAGCAACAGCAACAGCAGCAACAACAGCAACAGCAGAGCCAGGCAACCGUUCAGUAUGAGGAAGAUAUGGGAUACAGUCAAGGUCGUAACGCGCGGAUUUCCUUGUCCCUGAGCCAUCUGCCUACAGGAGGCCAGACGGCCCUGCCCGUGGGCUCCGCCACCACAACCCCCGAACACCACGUGACCGUUAGUGGUGCUGUUGGCACUGUUAUUCAAAUGGGCUGUGCGCGUGGCUCAUCGGGCGAUGGAUACACGAGAACCAUGACUAGAGAAGACGUGGCAAUAAUCCAGGAACGCAGAAUGUCUCAGCAAAGUCAAGCAACUGGAAGUCCCAAUCCCAUAUCACCGAGUUGCCCGCCUGCUGCUCAGCAACAACAACAACAACAACAACAACAACAACAGCAGCAGCAGCAACAACAACAAUCUGGUCAUCAUCGAACUUCAUCGGCACCGCCGGCGCCACAACCGCCUCCACAGCAACUACCAACCUUACAAAGUGGCGGCAGUACGAUUCCAGCGGCUCCGCAAAUGUCGGCUGGGCCGGGAGUCGGUCCCCCGGUACCACCGCCCCAACCACCGAUUGCACCUCCCGCUCCACCGUGCCCACCGACAAUGAUGAAUUUUAGUUCGUCCGCGGCGCCGGCACCACCGAUGAUGAUGAAUCAGUACGCACAAUCGCCAUCAUCCCAAUCAAGUCAACAGUCUCAAUGCCAAUCUAUCUACGUUACUAAUCAGGCAAACCAGUACAGUGCUGCGCCUACAAGCAAUCAGUACGCGAGUGCCACUGUUCCUAAUAGUGGCAGUGGCACCGGAAGCGGUGCGACCUCCGUCGUGGGCCAGAGCCCGAAUCAAUUUCCACCAUCUGGCAGUCAAAACAACUUUUACGGUACUAAUAGUCAGACGAGUAAUUACACUACUGGCGGACAAGUUAAUACAGGCCAAUAUAACCAGUCAGUUGGUAGUCAGGCUACGCAAUACGGUAGCAGCGGUAAUCAGUAUGGAAGUAAUAGCUCGAUAAAUCAGUAUGCUGUCGGUCCUCCACCUGGUUCGGUGAGUCAAUACGCGAUCGCGCAACCUGGUCAAUCGCAAUACGUAUCCCAGGCACAAGCACAGUAUGGUGGUACCGGUCAGGUACAAGCAACUGCCACAGCGGGUGGUACCACAAAUCCGUAUGGGACACCAUCAAAUUCGGUGAAUCAGUAUACAACCGGUGGACAUCACACAGUCAGCGCUAACGCUUAUGCUCCUAUUGCUAGUGGUCCUCCGCCGCCUCCGAUGGUAUCACUGGCUGGUCCCGCUGCACCGCCUCCACCGCCACCGCCGCCUGUACCUAACGCUAACAAUUCCACCGCUGUUACUGGUUCGUCUAUUAGUUCCUCGAAUGAUCCUCCACCUGAUACCAACUCAUUAGCAGCUGCUCUUCAAGCACGUCUUAAAAAGAAACAGCAACAGUCACAACCAGUGGAGAACAGCGGCUCGAGUACUAGUAGUAGUAGCAGUGGUGGAGGAGGCGGCAAUUAUGGCACCUUAGGGAGAGGUGGAGGCGGCGGAAUGGCUUCCAUGAUGGAUGAGAUGGCUAAGACUCUAGCACGCCGAAGGGCUGCCGCCGAGAAGAAACAACCCGAACAACCUCCGGAACCGGAAAGUUCGCCAGACAAGAAAUCUUGGGAUAAAAACAAUGCGUCUAAUAAUAAGUUUUCUAAUGGCGCCGAGUCACCGAAAUCGGUUCGCAAGAGGUUCGGUUCAGCUUCGGAGGAUACUCUUCUCAAAGUAAAUGGUGUUAAUGAUGGAACUUCGCUCACCGCGCAAGAGAUGGAGGCCUUUAAGGUGGAGAUAAUUAAAGAAGUACGGAAAGAAUUUCAGAAGAUGAAACAAGAAAUAAUCGAUGCCGUAAGAACAGAACUAAAUAAGAGAUAAAGAAGAUAAUAAAGAAGAGAUAAAA